Molecule: messenger RNA, 1005 nt
Organism: Acanthisitta chloris (rifleman)
Lineage: Eukaryota; Metazoa; Chordata; Aves; Passeriformes; Acanthisittidae
Product: SH2 domain-containing adapter protein F-like
Exons: 7
Molecular function (GO): phosphotyrosine residue binding
Source: RefSeq, a predicted model, not a curated record
GUCCUGGAGGACUACGCAGAUCCCUUCGACGCGGCGCAGGUGGCAGGUAGCCAGGCAGGGCUGGAGAAGGUGGCAGAGAACGAUGGAUAUAUGGAGCCCUAUGAAGCCCAGAAGAUGAUGGCUGAGAUCCGCCAGAAGGGCUUACGAGAGGCUCCGGCGCGGCCACUGCACCUCUACGACACUCCCUACGAGCCUGUGCUCGGGGGACCAGACAUGGACUGUGAGCGCUCAGCUUGCCCCAGGCCCAGGGAGUCGCGGCUCCCUGAGGACGACGAGCGGCCACCGGAGGAGUACGACCAGCCCUGGGAGUGGAAGAAGGAAAGGAUCUCCAAAGCCUUUGCAGUUGAAAUCAAGGUCAUUAAAGACCUGCCCUGGCCCCCGCCGGUGGGACAGCUGGACAGCGGUGAAACGCCCCCGGAGGGGGAGGCUGGUGCUCCCCUCCCUCUGCAGCAUGGCCAGCACAGCUACGAAGACGCCAAUGGUGACGAGUUGAAAUUGAAGCCUGGGUGUGAUGUACAAGGGUCCACCCGAGGCACUGGGGUAUGGCCGCACCUCACCCUGCAGGGAGGAGAAGGCCAGGGCUGCCCCUCGGCACGGCUCCACCAGCCUCAAGGGCACCAAGACACUCAUCGCCGAGCCUGGCCCCUUCGUCGGGGCGGGGAGAGGAUUGACCCUGCCCUGCCCCUGGAGAGUCAGUGCUGGUACCACGGGGCCAUCAGCCGGACGGACGCGGAGACGCUGCUGAGGCUGUGCAAGGAGGCCAGUUACCUGGUGCGCAACAGCGAGACCAGCAAGAACGACUUCUCCCUCUCCCUUAAGUGAGUGAGCCCAGACAGGGCAGGGGGACUGUCACGGACGCAGGAGAACAAGUACGUGCUGGGUCAGCACAGCCCUCCCUUCGACAGCGUGCCGGAGAUCAUCCACCACUACGCCAGCCGCAAGCUGCCCAUCAAGGGGGCCGAGCACAUGUCCUUGCUUUACCCGGUGGCUAUCCGUACCCUAUAG